AUGCCGAAAGAUUACGAAAAAGAUCUUGUGAAUCAAGAAAGUGAACAGUGGCAGGACAUUAGGAAUGCAAGAAAAAGGUAUUAUCCCGAGGGGAAGGAGUAUUCUCAUGAGGAGAGCACUCCAAGGUACGGGCCUCAAGUUGAUGUGAGGAACACAGCCAGAGGAUAUUAUUCCGACAUGGGGCAUAUGCCUUCUAACAUGAUAGGAAAAGUCGGGGAUUCUGGACUGGAUAAUGGAUACCAUUCUAGAGGAUUGGCAAGAUCCCCACCGCCCAGAACGUCUCAUGAAGAUGCAGACCUGAGUGAUGCAAUGAUGUUUUUAAACAAAAUCAAAGAAGAGUAUGCAAAUGAUAUGGUGACCUACGACAACUUUCUGGAAACAAUGAGGGAUUUUAAGUUUGGAAAAAUUGAUGCAGAGGAGGUCUGUAGGGCUGUAAGGGUUUUGUUCCGAGAUAAGGCUCAUCUUAUAGAAACAUUUAAUGAUUAUUUGCCUGCUCAUUUGAAGUUUUACGGAACAUCCUCUUCUGUGGUUGGCUCUACAUCUCAACUACCUGAUAGGCCUGGCCCGUCUAUUGGAUCUUCUCCGCAAUACCGAGGAGGUUUAUACGGGCCUGGAGGAAGAAUACCUAAUCCUCAAUUAGGAAUGAAUCCACCACCACAUAUGAACCCUCAUUGUGGGAUUCAUCAAAGUUAUGUAAGUCAACCCCCUGUUAUGCAUUCAUCUGUGAAAGUAACAGGGCAAGGCGGAAAGUAUAUGCCAUACGAGCAAAGAAGAGGAGAGGAUUUUGAAAGAAUGAAGGCAAGACAAGCACAAGAUUUUAUUCAGAGAGUCAAAAAACGCUACUCCCACAAUCCUAGCAUCUAUAGGUCUUUUGUAGAAAUUCUUCAAUCACAUCAAGUAAAAAAUGGAUUGUUUGAGAAAAUGAAGGCAGAAGUAAACAGCCUGUUGUGGGAAAGCCCCGAUCUAUGCGAAGACUUUGAAAGAAAUUUUGUACCUGCAAGAAGGUAUAUAGUACACGAUGAAAGAAACGUCCUUCAAAGGAUCAAAGAGCUUCUGAAGAGUAAGAAUCUCCUUGAUGAUUUUUUGAAGUGUAUAAACUAUUUCAACCAGAAGUUUAUCAACGAAAAGGAUCUUUUGGAGCUAAUGGCGCCUCUUCUAAGGAAUGAAGAGCUCAUAAAAGGAUUCAAAUCCUUUAUCAACUAUAAGGAGCCCCUGAGAGAGACUCCAAGAAACCUUGAAAAAUAUAGAAAGGAAGGAUCUUACAGAAUUCUUCCUGAAGAAUUAAGAAGUGAAAGGCAAGAUCCCAUAUCCAGGGAAGUAUUGAAUUUCACAUGUAUAGGAUGCCCAACUUUUGAGUCUGAAGAUUCAAAUUACGUGUUCUUGAAACGCAAUGUGCAUGAAGAAGCAUUGUUUAGAAUUGAGGACGAAAGGUCAGAGGCAGAUUUGGCAAUUGAAAGAAUUCAAUAUUUCAUAAAUUCUCUAGAGCAAAUAAUCAGUCUCAACAAAGACUCAGAAAUUAGUAUGAGAGAUAUAAAAAUGUCUCCAGGUAUCAUAAAGGAAAUUUUGAAAAGCAUUUAUGACAAGUCUGCACCAGAGAUACUUGAAGGAAUUCUGAUGAAGCCCCAUAUAGCCAUACCGAUUGUAAUUAAAAGACUUUAUAUGGUGAACAAGAAGCUUAGACUUUGCAUGAGAGAGAAGAAAAAGAUAUGGAGAGAAGUUGUGGAAAGAAAUUAUCACAAAGCAUUGGAUGUUGAGGGGCCAUCAUAUAAGUCUUCAGAAAAAACCAUUUUCACCACAAAGAAUAUCGUAGAGACAGGAGAAAAAGGAUUGAGAGUUUUGAUAGACGACCAGGAUGUGAUCGAAGACGUCAUGGAUCUUUGCAAAGCACACAUAAAGGCCAAUCAGACAGAUGGAAAGAAGGCGCUUGUAUCUAACAUGAAUUCAGCUUUGGAGACCAUCUUCAAAAAAUUCAUAAUGGACGAGUUUGCCAUUGUUUCUGAUUUCCCUCUUUUUUGCAUUUUUAGGUUUUCAAUUAUAGUAUAUGAGAGACUACUAGAAAUUAAGAAGGCAGAUCUGUCCAAAUCGGAGCUAGAACAGCCAACCGCCUCCAAGUACCUUGAAGUAAAGAACUCAUGCCUUGAAUUUAUGAAAAAGAACAUUGAUGGAUAUGCCUUUGAGGAUAGAAUUAGGGAACUUACUGACUGUAAAGGAUUCAAGCUUUACAACAUAAAAAAAAUGAUCUCUAAGAUAGAAAAGCAGGUCAUAGCCCUGAUCGAAAAUAAGCAAUCAUUUGAUUCUCUUCAUGGAAUAAGCGAAUUUGACUCUGGUGAGAUUCUCUAUUGCUUCAAAAAAACUAAGAAUCUUAUUGAGAUUGGUGUUAUAGGCCCUAAAGAAGACGAGGCGUGGGAUGACUAUAUCGAAAAGUUUGAAACGCUGACUCCCUGCGAGGGCGUACUAAUUUCCGAUGCCGCGUUCCUACCGAGAACUUGUAAGAAGCCACCAAUAACAGGUUGUUUAAAGCAAAAUAUGAAAAUACAAUUGAGUCCUGGGACUUACAGGAUUAAGUAUAUUGCUGACUCCGAAUCUCUUUACAUGGGCCCUAGGAUUUCUUCAAAAAGGAAAUAG
Encephalitozoon hellem ATCC 50504 is the source of this 2625-nucleotide messenger RNA. Its product is annotated as putative transcription regulator protein. The coding region runs from base 1 to 2625 and encodes 874 amino acids. Lineage: Eukaryota; Fungi; Microsporidia; Unikaryonidae. The transcript has a single exon. Gene Ontology annotation, biological process: regulation of DNA-templated transcription. The record is from RefSeq and is a predicted model, not a curated record. Gene Ontology annotation, molecular function: transcription corepressor activity.